Molecule: messenger RNA, 696 nt
Organism: Mercenaria mercenaria
Lineage: Eukaryota; Metazoa; Mollusca; Bivalvia; Venerida; Veneridae
Exons: 1
Coding region: 1-696 (231 amino acids)
Source: RefSeq, a predicted model, not a curated record
AUGUUUGACUCAAAGAAUGGAAAAAUUGACAGAUACGUGUCUUCGCUUGAAAGCAGUCUCAUGGAAGCAAAUAACAAAAUAAAUGAUAUUGAAGCCAGAAGAAAUUUUGAUGCUAGCUUUUGUGAAGAACUGAAUAAAAAGCAAUCAGAAAUUGAUAAAGCUGUAAAAUCAGAAAGGGAGUUGAGCCUAAAUAUAUUAAAAGACUGUGAAAAUUUGAAACAGGAGACUCGUAAGUUAAGUGACGAAAUAGUAGACUUGCAGUCUCGUUCAAUGCGUGAUAAUAUGCUCUUUUUCAAUGUUGCUGAAUGCGCAAAUAUAGAGGAUAGAAAAAAUGAGGACUGUCGGGACAAAAUUUUGAACUUUUUAAAAAAUAAUCUUGGAAUUGAGGACGCUAAUACCAGGUUUAAAAUAGCAAGAGCCCAUCGUCUGGGAAAAUUUGUUUCUGGCAAAAACAGGCCAAUUGUGGCAAACCUCUGUUAUAUCCCAGACAAACUUGAAGUGAAGCAGCGAGUAUACGACAAGCGUGAGGAGAUUGAUGUUAAAGUCAGUGACCAGUAUCCGAAAAUUAUACAAGAGCGGCGAAAGCAGCUCAUACCGGAGCUUAUCAAAGCAAGAGAAGAUGAUAAAGAGGCAGUACUUCGAUACGAUAAACUUUAUAUUGACGGCAAACUGUUUCGUUUUGCAUCAGAUCAAUAG